This is a messenger RNA of Moesziomyces antarcticus, 1524 nucleotides long. RefSeq lists its product as uncharacterized. NCBI's taxonomy places the organism in Eukaryota, Fungi, Basidiomycota, Ustilaginomycetes, Ustilaginales, Ustilaginaceae. The coding region runs from base 1 to 1524 and encodes 507 amino acids. The transcript has a single exon. The record is from RefSeq and is a predicted model, not a curated record.
AUGUCCACGUACACUCUCUACUUUGGCAACAACGGCGCUACCGUUUCUGCUCCAGUCGUGUCCAUGACUGCUGUUCCGACAACCACUCCUACCCCAACCAGCGCCAAAAGCACCGCCGAAACAACCAAAUCCACGUCCAAGCCCGCGAAAUCUCAGUGCUCGAAGAAGCACACUUCCGCACGCGUCUCAGGCGCUUCGGCCCCGGCCGCCACUGGGGCGUCAGCAUCCGUCGGCAAGAAGAACUCGUCCUCAGCUUCGUCCAGCACGGCGACAUCGGUGUCACAGCAAAACACUGUCUUCCCGACGGUGGCACCUGCGUCCCCGACUGCGGCUUCACAGAGGCUGCUGAACAAUGGUUCGCAAGUAGCGCCGCACAAUCUGAUUAACCGUGUCGACGACCUGGUCAAGACCUUCCACGGCAUCACGGGUCGCAAGGCUCGCCAGGUCGCGCUGAUUCUCAACAAUCAGACUAACGUGGUGGCCAAUGCAUCGCGCACCGAGACCAUACUCUCGCAUCUCGCCGAGGCAUACCCAGGCAACAGCACGGCCUCGCUCAACUCGACCGCUCCGAUGCAGACCGUGCCGAUCACGGAACAUAACGAUGCAUCGGUGGGUGGAGCCGAGAAGACGGUGCACGAGUUUGUGAUCCAGGCGGGCCGCUCCAACAUCACGCUGCUUUCCAACGUGGCGGGAUAUGGCCCUGCUCAGGUGCGCCACGACCUGCGCGUCAUUCGCGCGUGGGCUGGUGACCUGAACCAGCUCAAUACACCUGCGCUUUUGGACGAGACGGUGGCAGCCAUCAUGUCGGCCGCCGCACGAUACUUCCCCGAGCUCUCGACGCAGGAUGCGGCGCGCAUUAUCAUGGCCGACAUCAAGGCCGAGUCCGACUUUGACACCAACAAUGUCUCUGGUGGUCGGCUUGAUUCGGGCUCGAGUUGGGGUCUGAUGCAGGUCUCCCCACUCGGAUCGGGCGAGUUGAAGCUCUUUCAGCAGCAUGCUACCGUGACCAAGAACACGUACUCGUGGAAUCAGGCCUACAAUGUUACGACUACUCCGACGACUUUCGGGGCGGGAGCACUGCUGGAUUGGGACACGGGCAAGACGCUGCAGAUCAAAACGCUCAAGAACGAGGAUCUGUUCCGGCCAUGGGUGAACGUACAUGUGGCGACGUGGAUCCAGAGCAAUCUCGCAAGGACAUCCAGUCAAGACCCUUACACGUGGCCGCAGGUGUACGCCGCGAGCAAUGCUGCCCGAAGCGGUGCGAACGACAGAAAGGCUUGGUCGGCGGUCAACCAGGUGCUUGUGGGCAGCGGCUUGCCCAGGAGCUUCCUGACCGCGCUGGGAAGCUGGGUAGCCGGUCCGGCCGUCGACGGCUACGGAAGCUACACGCAGCAGGGAGACGAUGUCAGCGCGCCCUACUUCAAGAACAUCGCCCAGGGUCUUUCGGUCCUCUACGGCAAGACGAUCGCUCCCUCCUGGCUCAGCUCGCUCAACCUCCACGCCGGUCUCGUCGACUUCCACUAG